Parnassius mnemosyne (clouded apollo) is the source of this 5175-nucleotide messenger RNA. The record is from the annotation of a GenBank genome assembly. NCBI's taxonomy places the organism in Eukaryota, Metazoa, Arthropoda, Insecta, Lepidoptera, Papilionidae.
ACGAUACUCCACCGCGGUCGGACGACAACACUCAUUUAAUUUAUAAUAAUAAUUUUAUUAAGUAGACCGGGUUAUUGUAAAGUACGGAUGAUUAUAUCAGCCCUAUAAGAAUAUACAGUCCACUUUCAUUUAACCACGUCACCAGGACCCUAACAUUGGUCCUUUAGGAUUCUCACCGUCUUACAUAAUACGGUCUUCGCCACGUCUCCGAGCUCUUAAGUGUGGUCUUCAGCUGCGAAAUUAUACUUCUGCACGGGCCUUCGUGAACCAUCACAUCCUGCGGAAGAUCCUUCAAAGCAACUCGCACGCUCGUGAGCCGGGAACCAUCUUGAAUUCGACCGUGCCACGGACUUUGGACCCAUCGAAAGUUCGAGUAGUCAUUGGUGAGCCCGUUCCAAUUAUUCCUGUGAUCUUUUCCUUCUUUUUCAUACAUUUAAAUUUAAAAAAGCCUUUAUUUUUAGUGAGUGCUUUUAGUCAUAUAUGCUUAAACACUAUCUAAUCUCUUCCAUAAUAACACGUACUUACUUCUAAAAUCAAAUUAUUGCAUAAGCCCAGCAACAGCAUUGCGCUCGAAUAACGGGAUCUUGUUUACGCAAAUCGCUCGCUUCUUAUCCAUAUCUACCUGAGCCGGCCGGCCGAGUCGCCACUUGCCCAUCUGUUCCUUUGUUCGCACACCAAGGUCAAGUUCACGCUGCAUUUUAUAACUACUUUGCGUUAUAACUUUUGUUUUUCUUAAAUAUUUCAUUACCGCUUUGUCAUGGCCGAAGAAAAAAUACAAAAAUUAAUUAAAUUACGUAGUUCUAUUAAAUCUAAGGUUACUAUAUUUAAUAAAUACGUAAAAGUAUUGCAAUCAGGCGGCCCCCCUAGCGAUUUACAACUGCUAGACUUAGAAGGUCGUUUUAAAAAAUUCGAUGCCUUAUACGCGCAAUAUGACGAAUUACAGAGCCAGAUCGAGGUGCUUUCAGACGACAGUGAUGCUCAAGAGCUAGAGCGCGAGGAGUUCGAGGGCCAGUACCACUCGCUGGCGGCGGCGGCGCGCAGCGUGCUCGGCGCGCGGCUCGCGCGGCAAUGCGAGCAGCCGCUGAAUCGUUCCUUAUCGAGCUACGAGGAUGCAAGCUUACAGCAAACAGCGCUGGUAAAGGUGCUGGACGGCACCGGCGCCGCGCACUCCGCCCGCAUGCUGCUCGACAAUGGCAGCACGGCUAACUUCGUUACGCAAUCGCUCUGCGGUAAGCCGGGUUUGUCGCGACGUAGCGUGAGCUCCACGGUGACAGGUAUAAACAGUAAUUCAUCUCAUAUUACACAGUCUUGCAGCCUUAACAUUAAGUCGCUUCUUAAUGACUAUAGCCUUACUGUAGACUGCCUUAUUUUGCCUGAGAUCACUAAAGCUUUACCGUCUUCUUUCAUAGACAUACAAAAUAUCCCUCUUCCGAUGGGAAUAAGUUUUGCCGACCCUUCCUUUAACAUACCGUCGGCUAUAGACAUCUUAGUGGGUGCCGAAGUAUUUUGGUCCGUCUUAUGUAAUAAUUCCAUUGACUUGGGCAAAAAUCAGCCUAAGUUGUAUGAGACAAAACUGGGUUGGCUGGUGUCCGGGCAUGUCGCCCGUCUUAAGACACCGUCUUCGUCUCCCGUUUGUCACUUUAUAAGCGAGGAUUCCAAUCCAGACUUAACUCGUUUUUGGGAGUUAGACACUGUGGCAGCAAAACACUCUUUGUCUCCUGAGGAGCGUGCCUGCGAGCAGAGCUUUUUAACAAACACCGGACGCAGCGAGAACGGUAGCUUUGUCGUCUCCAUGCCGCUAAAGAACGAUCCGUCAGUCUUAGGAGAAUCCUUUCAAAUGGCCAAGUGCCGUUUCUUAUCUUUAGAGCGCAAAUUUCUUCGGGAGCCUGUUUUUAAGGAUAUGUACAUGGAGUUCAUGCACGAAUAUGAACGCCUAGGUCACAUGACUGAAAACAAAGAGUCUUCAUUUGGCGACUUACAACAGCUCAAUUAUUUUUUACCUCACCACGGAGUCAUCCGUGAGUCCAGCCUUACCACCAAGCUUCGCACAGUCUUCGACGCUUCCGCCGUAUCUAGUUCUGGAUUGUCGCUUAACGACAUUCAAAUGGUAGGGCCGACUGUACAAGAAGACCUUUAUUCUAUUUUAUUACGUUUUCGCCAGCAUAAAUACGUCAUUACUGGAGAUAUAGAGAAAAUGUACAGAGCGAUUGAGCUUAAUCCUGCCCAACGCUCACUUCAACAAAUCAUAUUUAGGUAUGACUCAUCACACCCGUUAAAAACGUACACCUUAAACACGGUGACUUAUGGUACGGCGUCUGCCCCAUACUUAGCCACGAAGUGUUUGGUGAGCUUAGCAUCCAGCGCUCUCGAUAGCGACGUAAAGCAGUCGAUUCAACGCGAUUUUUACAUUGAUGAUUAUUUAGGCGGAUCGUCGACUAUUGACGACACUAUCAAGCUGUGCAAAGGAGUUAUUAAUACACUUAAAACUGCAAAUUUCAAUUUACGCAAAUUUCAAUCAAAUAACAAAUUAAUUUUACAUCACGUUUCAUCUUCAUUACAAUCAGAUAAUGUCUUAGACAUAGCAAACAGCGAUAGUAAUGUUUCUUCUAAAACUUUAGGUCUAAAUUGGAUUUGCGAUUUAGACAUUUUGUCAUUUUCAAUCAAUAUCGAACUUCGGGACAAAGUGACAAAACGUCACAUACUUUCCGUUAUAAGUCAGAUCUUCGACCCAUUGGGUCUCGUGGGCCCCUGUGUCAUCGAAGCAAAGCUCAUCAUGCAGAGGCUAUAGAUCGAACGACGCUCAUGGGACGAUGAGGUUUCAACGGAAAUAAAACGUUCAUGAUUUUCGUUCGCCGACACCUUACCACUUCCUAACCACUUAAAGGUUCCUCGGUGGGUACUUCAAGACCAUUCAAUAUUCCAUGAAAUUCAUGUGUUUUCGGACUCUUCUGAGCGAGCAUAUGGGGCUUGCGUCUACAUUCGCUCUAUAGACGCAUCAGGCUCUAUCAAAGUACAACUUUUGACUUCUAAAAGCAAGGUAGCGCCAAUAAAGCCAACAACUAUUCCGCGCCUGGAACUUUGCGGAUCGUUAGUGGCUGCAAGACUGUGUAACAAAGUAUUAACCUCUUUAACACUACAUAUCAGCAAGUGUAGAUUCUGGUGUGACUCAACUAUUGUUUUAGGGUAAUUAAAAACAUCACCUACUAACCUUAAAAGUUUCGUAAGGAAUCGUGUACAUGAAAUUCAGGAAUGCACAGAGGGUCACACGUGGAGCUACGUACCGUCGAAGGACAAUCCGGCGGAUCUUGUUUCCCGUGGGCUGAAGGCUGAUCUCAUUAGCGGUUCAGAAUUGUGGUGGUCAGGGCCACCUUUCUUAACAGACAUUGAAACUAAUUGGCCACAAGUGCCCAACGUCGGCGUGAAACAGAAUCUACCAGAGUUGAUCACCUGUUCCUUCGCGCUUAACAAUUCUAAUGCAGACUUAAUAUCUAACUUAAUCAAAAACAAAUCUAAUUUAACAAACUUACAAAACACUAUAGCAUAUUUACAAAGAUUUAUUUACAACUGUAAGAACCCGAAAAUGCAAAUGAAAGAACAUUUUUCAGUUCAAGAGCUUCAAAAUUCCUUAAAUUUUAUUAUUCUUAAAUCUCAAUCUGAGAUGUUUCCUGACGAAUAUACUCUUCUUAAAGCCGGAAAGGCGCUUCCUAACAAAAAUCGACUUAUAGCUUUAAGCCCAUUUCUCGAUGCUAAUAACAUAAUAAGGGUUGGUGGAAGACUCGAUAACUCCCCUUACAAUUACGACACAAAGCACCCAAUUUUGUUAUGCAGCAAACAUCAUUUCACUAAGCUUAUGUUUGAACAUUUUCAUCUAAAAUAUUUACAUGCACCGCCACAACUUCUGUUAGGAAAUAUUAAGCAAACUUAUUGGCCCUUAGGUGGCAAAAACCUAGCUAAAGCUACAGUGAACAAAUGUAUGCGAUGCUUCCGGUACAGGGCGGAAACUGUUCAGCCCAUCAUGGGCCAGCUCCCCGCCUCGCGUACCGAACUAGUGUUUCCCUUUCUUCAUUGCAACGUCGACUACGCCGGGCAGUGUUGAUAGCAGACCGUAAGGGCAGAGGUUGUAAACUUAUUAAAUCUUUUUUGGCAAUCUUUAUUUGCAGUUCGGUAAAGGCCUGUCAUAUUGAGCUCGUUACGGCACUAUCCAGCGAAGCAUAUAUUGCCGCUUUAAAUCGCUUUGUGUCCCGUCGCGGAAAGCCCAAGAGCAUCACGUCAUAUAACGGUUCGAAUUUUAUCGGUGCAAGCAACGAGCUGGCUCAAUUUCUUCUUCAAUCGGAACUUGAAGGUCAAAUGGCUCAUGAAGGCAUCGAAUUUAAAUUUAUUCCCGCUUAUACCCCUCACUUUAAUGGCUUAGCUGAAGCAGCAGUACGCUCUACAAAACACCAUCUUAAGCGUUUAUUACAAAACACUCAUUUAACUUAUGAGGAAAUGGCUACAUGCCUCACUCAAAUGGAGGCUGUUUUGAAUUCUCGGCCCCUCACCCCUAUUUCCACUGAUCCCUCAGAUUUCUCCGCAUUGACUCCUGCCCACUUUUUGAUUGGACGCUCACUAAUUGCUAUCCCUCAACCACAAAUAGGUGAUGCGAAUAUAACCCGCCUUGAUCGAUUCAAGAGAAUCGAGCUUAUAAAGCAGCACUUUUGGAGCCGAUUUUCACUAGAGUAUGUCAAUCUGCUCCAGCAAAAGGUAAAAUGGCGGUCGUCAAUCAAGGAGCUGAAAUUGGGAUCUCUUGUUCUUGUCAAGGAAAGAGCUCUCCCACCAUUGAUGUGGUCCUUAGGACGAGUCAUGCAGCUCUAUCCUGGCAGCGACGGCGUUUCCAGAGUCGCCGAGUUGAAGACAAGGAGAGGCACAAUUCGAAGAGCCUUUAAUAACAUCUGUCCCCUUCCAGAUUUUUGAAGUUCUCUGCACACUUCAACCCGGGGAGCAUGUUGGGAACCGGUUGCAUGUACGCGCGGGUGGAGACGCGCGGGAGGACGUCUCGUCGAGCGGCAGCGACGCGGCGGCAGGAGGUUGGAACGAUACUCCACCGCGGUCGGACGACAACACUCAUUUAAUUUAUAAUAAUAAUUUUAUUAAGUAGACCGGGUUAUUGUAAAGUACGGAUGAUUAUAUCAGCCCUAU